Molecule: messenger RNA, 2377 nt
Organism: Ornithorhynchus anatinus (platypus)
Lineage: Eukaryota; Metazoa; Chordata; Mammalia; Monotremata; Ornithorhynchidae
Gene: LPO
Product: lactoperoxidase
Exons: 12
Coding region: 1-2154 (717 amino acids)
Biological process (GO): response to oxidative stress
Molecular function (GO): heme binding; peroxidase activity
Source: RefSeq, a predicted model, not a curated record
AUGAAGCUGUUUUUCCCCUUCGUGGGGGUCGUGGCGACGGUGGUCCUGCUCCAGCCCACUGCAUCUGCCGCUCAUGGAACUCAUCCAAGUCAUCCUGCCAUCUCCAGUGCUGUGUCUAAAGCCAAGGAUCAAGUCAACAAGGCUUUUUUGGGGUCUCGGAACAAGAUGAAGUUAGUAUUGAAUUCCACCUCUCCUACAAGUCGUCAAAUGGCACAGUUCUUCAAACAGGCCAAGGGCCAGACCCGGAUGGUCAUCCGCAAUGCACAGGUGUGGGAGGAGUCCAUAAAGUUCCUAGAAAAGGAUACUGCGCUGACUAUGAUGGCCGGGCCCAAUGUCACAGCCCCUCAGGUGAACUUGGAGAAGCUUUUCCAGGAGGUGGGCUGUGACGUUCAGAUGCCACCGCUGAGAUGCCAGGAAGACAGCCCCUACCGGACCAUCACGGGCGAGUGCAACAACAGGAGGAAUGCCACAUUGGGUGCGAUCAACCGAGCCCUGGCCCGCUGGCUGCCGGCCGAUUACGAGGAUGGGGUCUCUCUGCCCCACGGGUGGAAGCCAGAGAAAAAGCGCAAUGGUUUCGUCCUCCCGCUGGCCCGAGAGGUGUCCAACAAGAUUGCCGGCUAUAUGAAUGAGAACGAGGUCCUGGACCAGCAGAGGUCAGUGAUCUUCAUGCAGUGGGGGCAGUGGUUAGACCACGAGCUGGACUUUGCCCCUGAAACGGAGAUGGGAAGCAGCCAGUACACCAAAGACCAAUGUGACGAGCACUGCAUUCAGGAAGACAACUGUUUCCCCAUCAUGUUCCCUCCUGGUGACCCCAAACUGAAGAAGCAAGGUCUCUGCAUGCCCUUCUUCCGGUCUGGCUUCGUCUGCCCCAUUGAACCUACCCAGUCUCUGGUCCGUGAGCAGAUCAACGCCCUGACCUCCUUUGUUGAUGCCAGCAUGAUCUACGGGGCAGAGGUGGGCCUGGCCACUCGGCUAAGGAAUCUGACCAGUCCACUGGGCCUUUUGGCCGUCAACCAGGAGUUCACUGAUGAUGGGCUGCCCCUACUUCCCUUUGACAGCAAGAAGCCCAACCCCUGUGAAUUCAUCAAUGCCACUGCUGGGGUCCCCUGCUUCCUAGCUGGGGACUCCCGGGUCUCAGAGCAAAUACUGCUCUCAGUUUUCCACACCCUCUUUUUACGGGAACACAACCGGCUGGCCAGAGAGCUGAAGAGACUCAACCCCCAGUGGGAUGGAGAAAAGAUCUACCAAGAGGCACGGAAAAUCAUGGGAGCCAUAGUGCAGAUCAUCAGCUAUAGGGACUACCUUCCCAUCGUGCUGGGAGACGAACUGGAGAAGAUGAUCCCAAAGUACCAGGGCUAUGACGAGGAGGUAGAUCCCCGCGUGGCCAACAUCUUCACCUUUGCCUUCCGCUUUGGCCACACGGAAGUCCCCCCGACUGUUUUCCGCUUGGAUGAGUACUUCCAGCCCUGGGGUCCCGAGCCUGAGCUUCCGCUGCACACCCUCUUCUUCAACACCUGGAGACUCGUCAAAGAUGGGGGGGUCGACCCUCUGGUGAGGGGCAUGCUGACCAAGCGGUCCAAGAUCAUGAAGCAGAAUAAGAUGAUGUCCAGCGAGCUGCGGGACCAGCUCUUCCAGCCAACCCAUAAAAUCCAUGGAUUUGACCUGGCUGCCAUCAACAUUCAGCGAGGCCGGGACCACGGACUGCCAGAUUACAACGCCUGGAGACGGUUCUGUGGGCUGUCACAGCCUCAAAAUGUGACCGAGCUGGGCGCCGUGCUGAGGAACAAAGACCUGGCGCAGAAGUUCGCGGACCUGUACGGCACCAUAAACAACAUCGACUUCUGGAUCGGGGCCAUCGCUGAGCCCUUUGUGCCCAAUGGCAGAGUGGGGCCCCUCCUGGCCUGUCUCCUAGGGAAGCAGUUCCGACAAAUCCGGGAUGGAGACAGGUUCUGGUGGGAGAACCCCGGCGUGUUCACCUACCAGCAGCGGGCUGCCCUCGCCAGAAUCUCCUUCUCCCGCCUCCUGUGUGACAACACCCGUCUGACCAAAGUCCCCAGAGACAGUUUCAAGGCCAACAAUUAUCCCCAAGACUUUGUCCCGUGCACCUCCAUCAACAAGCUCGACCUGUCCCCUUGGAUCUCCAUCAGGAGCUGAGUCUCCACAGGCUGCCCACCAUCAACAUCAUCACCGACUUCCUCCUCCUCCUCGCCAUCUCCAACAUCAUCACCGUUGGGCGGGAGAGGUUUGAACAGGAAGACUUCUGUACAGGGUCAAGAUAAACGGAUAACGAUCCCUCUAGGCGGCGGGGAGUAAAAGACAGUCGCCCGACAGGGUGCUGAUGAACAAGCACUGGACCAAAUAAACUCCAAAUAAAUGG